Penicillium canariense is the source of this 531-nucleotide messenger RNA. RefSeq lists its product as uncharacterized. The transcript has 2 exons. Lineage: Eukaryota; Fungi; Ascomycota; Eurotiomycetes; Eurotiales; Aspergillaceae. The record is from RefSeq and is a predicted model, not a curated record. The coding region runs from base 1 to 531 and encodes 176 amino acids.
AUGUGGAUAUCCCCCGCCUGUGGAGGACAUACACAGCUACAGCGGCUGAUUCACGCGAGCAACCUCUACAUCCCCCUCCUUCCCUAUGGACCAGCCGCAGCCACACCUCUCCCCGCCAUGAGGGAGCUGGAAUUUAUCGGCCCCUGCCCAGCCUAUAGUUCUGCAUUCCUCUCCCAGGCACCCCCUCCAACCGGGUGUGACGGCUUCCGCCAGAUGGGCAAAAGCUUAGUUCCUCGCGAUCCGUCCGAGCAGGUAACCCAAGUCGGGAUUGGGAUUACGAUGCCAGAUGACGAUAUCCUAUUUCGAGUGAUCCCAUUGUUGGCCCGAGCUGCCCAUAUCUUCGAGGAGCGAAGCUCCCAUCAGAGAACCACCGCGCACGUCGAGCGCGGAGAGGGGAUGAAAGGAUCUGGCAGAGUCCACUUCCAUGGCUGUACUGCCAAGGACGCCGGAUUGCAAGCCAAGCCAGGGAGUACCGUGUGGAUGAUGCGGAUCUCUCCUUGCCUUGCGGGAUCUCACCCGGCCGGUGUUUGA